UUUUGUAAGCAGCCGCAGAAACGCGUUGUUAUAAUACUGGGAGGUUGCAGUUUAAAUAGCGCUCGUUUAUGGGAAAAAAAAUACAAUAAUAAAAACAGCAGUUUGCAAUUUAAAAGAGUAAGUGCAGACUUUUUUUUUUUUUUUUUUAAAGCCAAUAAAGAAAAACAAAUGGCUUGCAAAAACCUGAGCAGCCUGUGGCAUAGGCGCCCGCUUAUGUCUGCAAAGCUGCAGGCUUUUGCUUACGCCGGUUCAGCCGCCUCUAACUCAAGCGGGUCGGACGAGACAAGCACUAAAUGCUGCAAGAAAAGUGCUGGAACUCCGGUACCGAGCCCCGCUCCAGUCGCCGGCACGACCCCCCCGGCUUCCCCGACCCAAAGGCACCAACUAGGGGGUAAAGAUUCGGUCCCGGUGCCGGGACGGUCGUAUUCCUCCGCCGCUCCCAAAGUGGACUCCAAGGUGUUCUUGUGGGCACGUUAUAAUGAAAUGAAGCGGCUUGUGCACGAUCUGCUACCCCCAGGCGUGUGCAACUUACUGAACCCCUCCACCAUCUACGCCAACAACGAGGUCAACCUGCAUGAAGUGGACAUCUAUGGCUUCGACUACGACUACACCCUGGCUCUGUACUCCAACGCCCUGCACUCCAUGAUUUAUGACACGGCCAGAGACUUCCUCAUAGAGAGCUUCAAGUACCCUGAAGACCUCCGAAAAUAUGACUACGUGCCCAAUUUUGCUGCCAGGGGCCUGCACUACGAUAUCCAAAAGGGUUUGUUGAUGAAAAUUGACGCUUUUCAUUAUAUCCAAUUGGGGACAGUUUACAGGGGGCUGAAGCCGGUUCCAGAUGAUGAAGUCAUCGAGCUGUACGGUGGGACGCACCACAUCCCUCUGCACCAAGUCAGCGGCUUCUAUGGCAAGGGUCCCAAAAUGAAGCAGUUCAUGGAUAUCUUCUCUAUUCCCGAAAUGACUCUGCUGGCUUCUGCCAACGACUUCUUCAUCAGCAACAACAUAGACUACGACCCCGUGCAUCUUUACAAGGAUGUUUCGGAUGCCAUUGGGAACGUGCACAUCAAGGGCUACAUGUACAAGUGGAUCAUGCAGGAUCUCGAGAAGUACAUUCUGAGAGGGGAUGAGACGUACGCUGUGCUGCAGAGGCUGGUCACCCAGGGGAAGAAACUCUUCCUGAUCACCAACAGCCCUUUCAGCUUCGUUGACAAAGGCAUGACAUACAUGGUUGGGAAGGAGUGGAGGGAAUUCUUUGAUGUUGUCAUAGUGCAGGCUGACAAACCCCACUUCUUCAACGACUGCGUCAAACCUUUUCGACGUUUGGACAGCAACGGUGACCUGCAGUGGGACAAAAUCACCACCUUGGAAAAGGGUCAGAUCUACAAAGAGGGGAACCUCUUUGACUUCUUAAGGCUGACUGGGUGGAGAGGAUCCAAAGUGCUGUACUUCGGAGAUCACCUGUACAGCGAUCUAGCCGAUCUGAUGCUGCGUCACGGCUGGAAGACAGGCGCCAUCGUGCCCGAACUGGAAAUGGAGACCAAGGUGGUGAAUACGGAGCAGUACGCCCAGAGCCUCACCUGGCUGCAGGCACUCACAGGGCUGCUGGAGCGCAUGCAGGUGCAUCGGGAUGCAGAGUCUCAGAAGGUUCUCCAGGACUGGCUGAAGGAGAGAGAGGAGCUCAGGGCUGUGACUAAAAACCUGUUCAACCCCCAGUUUGGCAGCAUCUUCCGCACCUGCCACAACCCCACCUACUUCUCCCGACGCCUCUGCAGGUUCUCUGACCUCUACAUGGCCUCCCUCAGCUGCCUGCUGAACUACGACCUCCGCUACACCUUCUACCCCCGACGCACCCCCCUGCAGCACGAGGCCCCCCUCUGGAUGGACCAGCUGUGCACUGGCUGCAUGAAAACCCCCUUCCUGGAGGAGAUGGCUCACAUCCGCUAAGUGGGGGAGCGGGGCAAAGCACACAGACUGAGCAGAAACUCCAGCGGAACAGCGCCGCCCUGCUGGGGACAUUUCGAACUGCGAGAAACUAACACAUUAGGACAGGGUUUCUCGAACCCCCUGUGUCUGCUGGUUUUCAUUCCAACUGAGCUCUCAGUUAUUGAACUAGACCCUUCGUUGAACUGAUUUGGCUUACUUUUAACUUUUUGUUUGUGUUCAGCUUGUAAAGUUACAGAUUUCAAGUUACUUAUGAAAUUGUUUAGUUAACUUUGAAAUCUGCAACUUUUUUUUUUUUGAGCUCAAAACAAUUUAAAGGCCUAACUAAGCAAAUUUAUCAGUUCAGUUAAGGGUCUUGUUAAGUUAAUUGAGAGGUCCGUUGGAACAAAACCUGGAAAAUAUAGGGGGUCCCCAGGACCAGGGUUGGGAACCGCUGAUUUAGAAGAGAAACCCUGAAUUCUUCAUCAUCAUCAUCAUCAUCAUCAUCAUCAUCAUCAUCUGUUGGAGUGGGGGCGGUGGAAUCUAGAAAUUUUUAUUUUUUGGAGAUGGUGGAGGAUUUAUAAGGAACAAAACUUGAUGUAUUAAAAAUAAUAAUUCAAAACUCAAAGUGGUGAAACACAGCCUGGAGUUGCUGGGAAUUGAAAUUUAGACCAGACUUUUUUUUUUUUUUUUUUUUUUUAAUUUUUAAAAGAACAAACUGUAAUCCCCCCCCCCCCCCCCCCCCAAACUCCUUUAGGUAUUCUCAGAUGAGGUGAGGAAAGGAGAAGAGGUAUAAGAUAGUGCUGCUGUUUUGGAUGAAGGUGGAAUUUUGAUUUUUGGGUGCGACCAAUAUGAGACUGCAAUGUACAGCGAGAGAUUUAUUUUCCUCCAUUAGCUUGCUGACAUUAUUAAUGUUUCUUCCGUGUUUUGUGGUGGGGUGGGUGAGUACUGGCAACCAUUGAAGUUUUUUUAAUCCUUUUUUUUUUUUAAAACCAUUUAAAAAAUGUGAUAGUGCCAGUUUCUUGCCCCACAGCUCCCAUUUUGAGCUUACACUCCUCUCUGUGUUGAGUUCAGCUUUUGACUCAUUUUUCUUUUACAAACUGAAGUACAGUGGCAGGUGUCUGAGUUGGCCUACUGGUGCCACAGAUGGCUUGUUUAAAUUUAAACAUUAUACAUAAGGGGAGCAUUUUCCCAGCAGCAAAACUGGGAUCAAGCAGAUUUUUUUAUUAAAUUUGGGGGGGGGGGGGGGGGGGGGGGUUGUGUAAAACUUCACAGACGCUCCCCUGAAGAACUGCCGUUCCUUGCCCGCCCACAAAAUAGGGGGGCACGAACUCUGAACUCUGAACUUUGAACUCCGAGCGUCCAGUGCUUUCUUCCUAGUGUGUCAAGAAAAUAACAAAAAAUGACAGAGUUUAUCAGAUAAGUGUUUUAUCAGAUAAAAAUGUUCCGACUUCUGAAAUGGUAAAAAAAAAAUUUGAUAAGCUGUUUUUUUUUCAUUUGUUUUUAAGUUAGGCAUUUGUAAACGGACAGUGGUUAUCUGUAUAAGAAAUGUAGUUUAAGUGGUGUUUUUUUUUUUUUUUUUUUUUUUUUAGUUUAAAAUUGCAGAAAGGGGGUCGUAGAUGACACUUUGCAUAAAUCUAGAGGGUGCUCAUCUUCUAUAGAACUUGUAACGUGUUUAGAACUGAGACUGGAAGAGUGGUUUUUUUUUCACGUUACAAAUACAGUAUUGUAGCCGAUAAGCUGUGGCAUGGACUAGCCUUACCGUUCUGUUCAGCAGAGGGGAGCAGCAAGAUCGGGUCUUGCAUUUUUUUGUAUUCUGCAUCGAGAGAGCAAACGUCAUAACUUUUUUUUUUUUUUCAAAAUGAUCUUUCAUGUGUUUUACUCUAACAAAACCUGGGAAUACAGAAACCCCCAGGUUUGUAAAUAGUGGUUCCAUACUAUACUGCCUAUCCUGUACUUCAAGAAAUAUCGCUCCUUAACCGCUAGACGCACAACGCAGCUUUUUAAUGUUUAUGUGAAUACAUUAUAGAAAAGGUGUCCAAUCUUUUUGAGGGGUUUAUAUCUCUAGAAAUGUGUGGGGUGGAACGCCCAUGUGUCCAGUAGUUUGUACCUUCCACCAAUUCAACAAUUGUCAAUGUGUUUUAUAUAUUUUUUUCCUGGUUUUGACUUUUCAGCUGGAUUGUUCAUCAGAUGUCUGCCUGUGGGUUUUACACUGGUAAAUCAAGCUGGUAGUAAAACCUGGAAUGGGUUGAAAACUGCUAUGCAACAGGAGUCUUAUUCCAAUCCUUGAUAUAGACCCAUUUUAAGUUAGAAUGCUGUAGGAGGCUGUGUGAUCCAGUGGUUAAAGAAAAGGGCUUGUAACCAGGAGUUUCAAAUCCCACCUCGGCCACUGACUCACUGUGUGACCCUGAGCAAGUCACUUCACCUCCUUGUGCUCCGUCUUUUGGGUGAGACGUAGCUGUAAGUGACUCUGCAGCUGAUGCAUAGUUCACACACCCUAAUCUCUGUAAGUCGCCUUGGAUAAAGGCGUCUGCUAAAUAAACAAAUAACAAAUGAUCUUAAGAUGCAUUAAUAGGGUGGAGGGAGAGGAAAAGCAAAUGUGUGUUUUACAAGGGAAAGUUAUGUUUGCAUACAGAAAACCAGUUCUGCUUUCUUUCGCCUUUUCAAGUGACAAAAGCAGAUAGCGAGUUGUUGGUCAUUGGUAUUGCCUCAAAAAAUGGAGAGGUGGGGGGGGGAGAGAGAGAGAGAGAGAGACCGAUUUUAUAUAGCGACUGUCGGAUUGGAAAUCCAGUAUUAUCCCAUUUAUCAGAUUAGCAGGAACUUGUGCAUUAUUUUAGUUAUUUUUUUUCCCCCCCCCCCCAAAGUUGUUUAGUUAUUUUCACAAAGGACAAACCACCUGUGUGAAUUAGUUUAGUUUUCAGUGUAUUUCCAUUUCCCCCUCCUCAGCCUGUGUUCAUGUCUGAUCAACACUUCUUCGUACAGCUGCUUUGGAAAACAAACUGAAAGAUUGAAAUAUUUUGUAUGUGUGAACUGUGGGUAUUUUAAUAAAAUAUCAAAAAACUGGG
Messenger RNA from Acipenser ruthenus (sterlet), 4985 nucleotides. RefSeq names its product 5'-nucleotidase domain-containing protein 2-like. The transcript is spliced from 14 exons. The record is from RefSeq and is a predicted model, not a curated record. Gene Ontology annotation, molecular function: 5'-nucleotidase activity. Lineage: Eukaryota; Metazoa; Chordata; Actinopteri; Acipenseriformes; Acipenseridae. The coding region runs from base 169 to 1944 and encodes 591 amino acids.